Messenger RNA from Halteromyces radiatus, 1476 nucleotides. RefSeq lists its product as uncharacterized. Bases 62 to 1327 code for a protein of 421 amino acids. Gene Ontology annotation, biological process: regulation of DNA-templated transcription. The record is from RefSeq and is a predicted model, not a curated record. Gene Ontology annotation, molecular function: zinc ion binding; DNA-binding transcription factor activity, RNA polymerase II-specific. The transcript is spliced from 5 exons. NCBI's taxonomy places the organism in Eukaryota, Fungi, Mucoromycota, Mucoromycetes, Mucorales, Cunninghamellaceae.
CUUUUAUAUCAAAAUUUCUACUAUUUCCUUUCCUUCCUUUUUUUUUAUUUAUUUAUUCAAUAUGCUUUCUUCUUGUCAACGAAAAAAGUCAAUCAAACCUCAUGUACGAACUGCUUGUGUGAAUUGUAAGAAGGCUCAUUUGGCUUGUGAUGCGGAAAGACCUUGUAAACGUUGUAUCUCAGUUGGAAAGACCGACUCUUGUUAUGAUAUCCAGCACAAGAAACGGGGUCGUCCGAAGUUACGGGAAAAGUAUGCAUCCAACUUGGAAUCCGAUCAUCAUAUGUCCACUUCACUAUCAACAAAAAGACAAGUUCCACGACAUCAACAUCAUACAACCCAAUUUCAACCCAUGUUACCAUUAUCAUUACCUUCACAACAACAACAACAAAUUUCUCCUCUAUUGGCUCGUCAUUCAUCAUCAUCACCUAUUGAUUCCCUUACUCCAUUCCUCACCAUGUCUUCACCUCCUUCUUCAUUUAUGAUGACAAAAUCAUCCACUACAUCAUCAUCACCAUUUAAUUUAUCAGCAAUGACUAAUGUUCCAAUGAUGACGAUUUUUCUUACACCAGAAAUGUGUUGUGCACGAGCAUCAGAUGAAACCAUGGAUUUUCUUGGUUAUCAUCCUCAGGAAUUGGCUCAUCGAUCAUUGUAUGACUUUAUAUCCAACACUUCUGAAUUACAUCACGUGCAUCAGCUUUUAUCUCAGUCUUACCAACAAUCGCUUCAUUCUCAACCAUCAACAGUGUCAACUAAUAGCAACGACGAUUAUUAUCAUCAAUUGCCACCAACGACAUUAUUAAAUAUUGCAAAUGGAUCGAAAACAUUCAAGAUGGUAUUGUACUUUUAUACAGCGGAUCAGAAAGGACAAAUAGCUUUAGAUGCUCGGUUUUAUUUUGGUGGUGGAUUAGGUGCUGAUUUAUGUCGAUCAUCCACGUUGCAUCAUCUCUACAUUGUCUGUCUCCUAACAAAAUCGACGACGAACAUACUGCCAACAUCAUCAAAACCGGUAUUAUCGUCUUCUGUCAAUGCCAUCCCUUCUCCCAUAUCACCUCCUUUACUCGAUUUAUUGACCGAUCAAACUAUCCAUCCUGAUUUCUCCUCCCUUUCUUAUCUCUCUUCCUCUCUAUCGUCUAUCUCCUCUUCCUCUUCUUCCAGUUCUUCGGCUUCUUCUUCUACCCAACAGCAUAUAUCAGCCUCAUCACCUUUACAAUCCUUAUUGUUGACGCCGCCGUAUUCUAAUCUUCAAACUCCUGUAGAUCAAGAGGAAACUUCUUUGUAUUCUUGGUUAGAUUUCGCAUUUUCAUCCAAUGCUCCUUCAAUAAAAUAGAUCUUACAAUGUUGAUUGUUGAUCAUAACGUUGCCUUAUUAUUAUGGUUAUUAUUAUUUUUCCCCCAUGUGUAUUAGUAUUUCUUUUCUUGUAUUUGUAGUAUAGUUGAUAUGUAGUUUCUUCCUAUUUUGAUAAUAAAAAAAACCAAC